CGAAACCUUGAUGUUCAUAUUAUCAUCUAUAAGUGUAUGCAAGUUAUAUAAUGAUGAUGAUGUACAUCUGAUAAAAAAAAAGAUUUCAUCUGAAAAAUUUCGGUUAGAUAUCACGAUAGAUUCGGCAAUUGCUGUUUUACUAAGUCAAAGGAGAAUUGCUGCCAAGAUAGUUUCUUGUUAUUUCAUUGCAUACCACGUUUAUAAAUAUAUUACACCAGAGGAGAUUGAAAUUUCCUUUAUUAGUGUUGAAUAUUUAUUUUGGAUACUUUGAUUUUUCUACAGUGAUUUGAGAGAUCAUUACAAUGAUCGUAUUAAUGCAUGAAUAUAAGCAAGUUUUUUAAAUUAAUAGUUCCUUUUUUUGGAGGUCAAACAAAGAAAGUUUGGCUUUGCUUAUAAUGAUAGGAACAUGUAUUUAUGUUCCAUUUAGGUAGAACAAUUUAAUUGGGAUAUUGUAAUCAAAGACAUUUAAAAUAAUAUUUUUGAGACUAUAUUGUUAAAAAUAGUCUCAUAUUAUAUAAGUAAGGAUAAUUACAACAAAUUAUCAAAUAAAUUUUAUAUGCGGCAACAUUUAAAUAUUCUAAUAUAUAUUAAUUAAUAAAUAAUAAAAUUUAAACAUAAUGGCUGAAACACAGCGAAUGACUGUUUAUGGUAGACAUCCUCCCUGUGCUAGUGGAACUCGUUUAGAAGAACGUCGUGCUAGAAGUUUUUUUGAUUCUAGAUUAGCUUUGAGAUUGGAAAGAAAUAGAAAGUCAGACAAACCAGAUGAUUUUAUAUGUUAUGAAUCAAGUGAUGAUGAAGCAGAGACUGUAAGUGAAGGAAAGCAAUUUUUAAGAACUUCAUUUAAUUUUGUGGAUUAUGUACGUGCAAGAGAAACAAAUACAAGAGAAGUGAGAAAAAUUAAUCAAGAAUAUGGAUUUCGACACAUAUUAACUCAUGAUUUAUUUAAAGAAUAUUCAGUUAGCUUAAAUAAUAUGAAUAAAGUCUUUUGUUCUCAAUGGUUAAGUGAUAGGCAAGUAGUAUUUGGUACAAAAUGCAAUAAAUUGAUGGUUUAUGAUGUAGCAACACAAAAAUUAGAUCAAAUACCAUCUCUACAUGGAAGACAAAUUAAUUCAGGAGGUGGUGCUGUUCCUGAGCAGCAAUGUGGUAUACAUUCUGUUCAAAUUAAUCCUUCCAGAACUCUUCUAUCAACUGGAGCAAGAAAUAGUAAUGAAAUAGCAAUAUAUAGGCUACCAACUUUAGAUCCAGUUUGUGUAGGAGAAGGUGGUCAUAGAGAUUGGAUUUUUGAUAUGUGUUGGUUAGAUGAUGAAUUUUUAGUUUCUGGUUCUAGAGAUACCAAAAUGGCUUUAUGGCGUAUAGACAAUGAUCUUGCUGAAGCUCCUGAUAAAGCAGAUGUGCCAACACAUAGGUUGAUUCAACCUGUAUGUGUUAAAGAAUGUAGAUCUGCACAAAAAGUACGAGCUCUUGUCUUCAAUAGAACAUAUAAAGAAAUUGCUGCUAUUACUCUGAAUAAUUUCAUUCAUAUUUGGUCUGCUGAGACUUUUAGACAAAAGAUAUCUAGGAAAUUACCAGUUUGUCAAGAAAAUGUUUGUCUUGCUGUACAAGAUGAUGGUGUUUAUGCUGUGGGAUGCCGUUCAUAUACUUUACUCUUAGAUGCAAGAACUGUACAACCUAUAAAAAGAAUACCUUCACGAUAUAGCGGUUGUGGAAUUCGAUCUGUAAGUUUUCAAGGUUCUGUUUUAACCAUUGGAACAGGCUUAGGAAUGAUGUUCUUUUAUGAUGUUAGAGCUCAAAAGUAUCUUGAAUCAUCAAUUAAUUCUAAUAGAAUUGUUGUAUUAAAAGCAUCAAAAGGAUAUGUGUUUCCUGAUGAAGAAUACAUAGACGGAUUUCAAAAUGUUAAAUAUACACCUGCUAUAUAUACUCAUUGUUACGAUGGAUCAGGAACUCGAUUAUUCACCGCUGGUGGACCUCUUCCCGUAAAUCUUUAUGGUAAUUAUGCAGGAUUAUGGCAAUAAAGUUAAUUUUAAUCAAUAAAAGAUCCGCAUCGAUUUUUACGUAAGUAACUAUAUAAAUUGUACAUUUAACUAAAUAUUAUAAAAAUUUUAUCUCAAGAGGUAUAUACACCAUAGACUUAAGAAACGUUUUCUGGUCAUUAUCAUCUUGUAUAUUCAUGUUUGUAUAAUUUCAUUUUCUUUCGAUUUUAUUAUAUGAAAGUGAGAUGUAAACAAUUUUAUUUAGGCAUUAAAAUUUUAAGAUAAUAAUAUACACUUUUCAAAGAUUUUUAUACUUUAUGGAUAAAUGAAGAAGAACGAAUGAUGAAAAGAUUUUAUAAUUAGAGGUGUAUAUAUCUCAACUGCCUGAUAAAAUAAGUGAUACAAAUAAAUAUAUCCAAUUUUUUAUCAUUUCAAUUGUAUAUUGACUCUGAAAGUGAUUUUCAUUGAACAAUUUCAUAUUACUAAUCAAUUAUAUCAACAUGUUUGUAUGCAAUGUGAAAAGAACCAAAUUUGACGUAUUAAUACAUUAUUGUAUAUUUAAAAUUAAUAUGUGGUGAAUGAUAAUUUUACGAUUGACAUGAUUUAUGUUAUGACUUUAUUAUCAGCUUAUUGUAAAAUUAUUAAGCUAUUCUUUUAAUAUAAAAUUUUUCUCUAGUAUUAUUUAUUAUAUUUGAAAUCUAACAAAUUAUUGAAUAAAGAUCUCUUAGAAAAUUAAUGCAUUUUAAAAAAAAGCACAUUAUUACAAAUUAUGAUUAUUUAUUUAAAUUUUUAUGUCAUCUGCAUACAGUGUAGUGUUUGUAAUUCUUGUUGUACAUUUCUACAUCUGUACAAUAGAAAUAAAAAUUUUUAAAAUUAAUCAACGAAUGACACUGCAAUGAACAUUAAGUUUCUUAGAUGCAAUCUAUCAAGUUAAAAUUUUAAUACUGGCCUUAAAAGAACAAUACACAAUGAAUAUUUGUUAUAAAAAAUUUAUUUUAAGAAAACAAUAUCUAUUAAAAUCUUUAUAAUGUAUUUCUAUAUAUCAUAUAGAAUGUCAAACAUAUAUAAUUUUAGUCAAUGCAUGAAUUAUAAAACAAUAUUUUAUAAAUGUGCAUAGCCAUUGUUAAUGUUUUGUUAAAUCAAAGAUUUAAAAAAUAUAUUCAGUUUAUCAUAAUUUAAAUUAUUUUUUUUAAUAAUUUUUUUCGUUAAUAUCAUUGUAUAUAUAUAAUGUUAAAUUUAAUAAUUCGUAUUUGAUAUAUACAAAGAUAAGUACAAAUAAAUGAAAUUAUAAAUUCAUUGAAAUUAAUUAUGAUAUAUGAUAUAAUUUUAUGAUAUUGAAAUAUCAAAAAAAAUCAGCUGUGCACAUUUGCAAUUAAAAAACAUUAAUAUAAUCUGCGAUAAAUUUUUUUUUUUAUAUAUAAUUCAGCAAAUAUAUCUAUGAAUGAAUUGUAAUAAUGUUAAUUGUCCAGAAUCAUUUUAUAUUUAAUUAAAUAGAUUUAUGUCUAAUUUUUGAGAUAAAUGAUACUUUUAAAUUUUGGUGUACUUAAAUGAUCAAGUAAGUUCACCAAUUGUUUCAUGUAUGAAAUCUGUUGAUAUAAUAAAAAAAUGCAAGUGCAUUUUCAAUACUUAGAAUAAAACAUUUUAAUAGAUCAAGAAAUCGUUGACAUAUAAACAAUAAACAAUUGAAUUAUUAGUAUAUCUCAAUGAAUAUAUGUAUAUCUGAUAACAAAUUAUAUUCUGUUUAUAUUAACAGAUUAUAAAUUGUUAACAUAUAUUCAUAAUAUCAUUGCAUUACAUAAUGAAUAAAAAUGUGUGUUGUAUUUAUAAAUUCAUGAUUAGAUUGUACGAACAUGUAUAUGAUCAUGCAUAAUGAAUGAAUACAUUGAAUACAUUUUAAUACAAUUAUCACAUGUACUUUUACUAUAAAUACUUCAAACAUUAUUAUUAUAAUGCUACAAACUAUCCAUAAUUUUGUUUUUCAAUGUAUGCAGUAAUUUUGUAUAUUCAGAGUAUACACUUUCAAAAUAAUUAUUAGUUUUAACUCACAAAAAUCAUUCUUUUCUAUAUAAAACUUUCAAAUGACUUCAAAUAUUGUCCAUAUUAAUACGUCCUAAUUUUCUUACUAAUGUCAUUUAAACAAAACAAAUCUAAAUAUCAUGUAAUUUAACUCAAAUAAUGCAAUAGAAAAAUAUACAUAAAUAAUUUUUAUACAUAAACUAUAAAUAUAAGUUAUAAAAAAAAAAAUUUAUACAGAUACAAUUACUGCAUUGCUAUAUCAGAAAAUAUUUUUCGUGUAUUAUGCUUAGCAUAUGAAAAAAUUUUGUGAAAAAAGUAUAAUAUAUUAGAGUAAUUUAAAAAUAAUUGUCUUUUAAUAAUUUUUUUCAAUUUUGUUCAAUUUUUUCUAAAAUGUUUUAUAUGUAUCAUAUAUUUCUUUUUCUGUAUCACAAGAAUAUAUUUAGAUUUGUUGAAUAUAAUUCAUGUUUUAUUAUAUCUGUAAUAAAACACUUCUCAAAAAUUAUUUAUAAUUUAUGUAAGAAUAUAUGAAUAAUAUGUAAAUUGGUUAUAAGCUUAUUUAAAAUUUUGUUUUAAAAAUUACAUCCUUUAAUGUUAGAAAACUACCCAGUGCAAUUAAUAUGUAUAUGUAAAAAUUUCUUAUAAAUUACAAUUAGAUUAUUUUCGUUGUUUCUGUUUUUAAUUAAAGUAUUAUAACAAUUUUAAGCAAAUAUAUAUUUCGCUAGAAUCAAUUAUAAAAUGUAUGUUAUUUCUUUACUUUUAUUUGAUAUUUAAAAUAUUAAAUAUUUCAUACAGGCAGUGCUAUUUGAUAGAUGAAUAAACUGCAUUAAUUUUAUGUACGUGCGUGCGAGUGUGUGCAUUAAAUAAUUCAUGUAAAUAAAUAUAUCAAAUCAUUAAUUACAA
Messenger RNA from Apis cerana (Asiatic honeybee), 4886 nucleotides. It is a transcript of the gene DCAF12, whose product is annotated as DDB1 and CUL4 associated factor 12-like protein. Gene Ontology annotation, molecular function: protein binding. Lineage: Eukaryota; Metazoa; Arthropoda; Insecta; Hymenoptera; Apidae. The record is from RefSeq and is a predicted model, not a curated record. Gene Ontology annotation, cellular component: Cul4-RING E3 ubiquitin ligase complex.